Anopheles cruzii is the source of this 1158-nucleotide messenger RNA. Its product is annotated as neuropeptides capa receptor-like. The record is from RefSeq and is a predicted model, not a curated record. The transcript has 7 exons. Gene Ontology annotation, molecular function: G protein-coupled receptor activity. Bases 1 to 1158 code for a protein of 385 amino acids. NCBI's taxonomy places the organism in Eukaryota, Metazoa, Arthropoda, Insecta, Diptera, Culicidae. Gene Ontology annotation, biological process: G protein-coupled receptor signaling pathway. Gene Ontology annotation, cellular component: plasma membrane.
AUGAAUCUGACCGAGACGGAGGCAGUUAUGGAGUUAGUUGGGAAUUUUCUUAAUUUCUACUACACUCCUUUGUUGGUGGUUGUUGGAAGCAUAGGAAACAUUCUGUCGGUACUUGUGUUUUUUGGCACCAAACUGAAAAAGCUUUCCUCUUCCUACUACCUGGCGGCUCUAGGAGUCAGUGACACUUGUUAUCUAGUGGGAUUGUUCGUAACUUGGUUAAAUUUCUUCCAAGUCCACAUCUAUACGAGAGAACCGUUCUGCCAGUUGUUCACUUACACGAGCGGUGUUAGCAGCUUCCUUUCCGUGUGGUACGUGGUUGCCUUCACUUUCGAGCGUUUUAUCGUCGUGCGCUAUCCGCUAAAAAGGCAAAGUUGGUGCACCGUUAGGCGUGCAAAGACAAUUAUUGCUUGCCUAACAAUGGUCGGAAGUGUGCAUAGUAUACCAUACUUUUUUUAUGCCGGAACCCAGUUUUCGGAUCGCAACAACGACACCAUAUGCGACAUGCGAAAGGAAUACACGUCUCAAAUGGAGAUUUUCAAUUAUAUUGACACCGUAAUAGUAUUUGUAGUUCCGUUCACGAUAAUCGUUGUCUUGAAUUCGGUUACCAGCUUCACAGUAUGGCGGUUUGCGAGACUGCGACGAAACAUGACACUUUCGAGAAGAAAACCAUCUAAUUUGGAGAUUCGACGGCAAUCUAGCUUCCAGUAUUUCUCGUCGCACCCAAAUGGGAACAAUAACAUACUGCGGCGGUCUAGCAUGAGAGAGAAUCGAAUGCUAUACUCUCAGAUGAAAGUUACCAAAAUGUUACUCAUUGUGUCAUCGGUUUUCGUUUGCCUAAAUUUGCCAAGCUACGUCAUGCGUGUCCGCGCAUUUGUCGAGACUGGCCAUUCAUAUCUUUCGAUAUUGGUGCAAUAUUAUUGCUACUUGUUUUUUAUAACCAACUUUGGAAUCAACUUCAUCUUAUAUUGCAUUAGUGGACAAAAUUUCCGAAAAGCUGUGAUAGAAAUGUUUCGUCGUCAUCACCAAAGAACAGUAAAUCAGGAACCAAUAAGUGGCUGCGCUACGAAUUCAGAACUUAUGCGAGCCUAUGGUAACAUAGCGACGUGCAAGCACCCCUCUAUCCACGACAACCACUACCACCACAAAUCGUACAAAUGA